AUCCUCAGAAUCUCUCCUUUUCCCUCUCUCUUUCUCUCUUUCUUCGUCUGUUUAUUAAAAGCAAAAUCCCAAAUCUUCCUGUUUACCUCAUUUUUCUCUUACUCUUGCUAUAUAAGCAUCUUCAACUUUCAUUUUUUUCCACUACUUAGAUACAUCAAAUCUUGUAUUCUUAUAUUUUCUUUUUCUUUCUUUUACACCGCACAAUACUCGGUCACCAACAAAAGUUAAUAUAUUUGAUAUUUAUUCUCUGGUUACAUGGCAACGGCGGCCGGUGAGGUCUUCAGGCGGAGUUUGCCACAUGAGGUUGGUGUUUCUUCUAAUGGGUCAGAGGAACUUCAUGUCCUUGCUGUUGAUGAUAGUCUUGUUGAUAGAAAAGUGAUUGAACGGUUGCUAAAGAUUUCAUCUUGUAAAGUUACCGCUGUUGACAGUGGUACUAGAGCUCUUCAGUAUCUUGGAUUGGAUGGAGAGAAGAGCUCUGUUGGGUUCAAUGAUUUGAAAGUGAAUCUGAUAAUGACGGAUUACUCGAUGCCUGGGAUGACUGGAUAUGAGCUGCUAAAAAAGAUCAAGGAAUCAUCAGCUUUCAGAGAGAUACCUGUAGUGAUCAUGUCAUCGGAGAACAUUUUGACUCGAAUUGAUAGGUGUUUGGAAGAAGGGGCAGAAGAAUUCAUAGUGAAACCUGUAAAACUUUCCGAUGUGAAGCGACUAAAGAAUUUUGUAAUGCGAGGCGAGGGAGAUGAAAAGGAAAAGAGAAGUAUUCUGAAGAGAAAGAUGGAUGAUGAUGUUUCUUCAUCAUCUUCAUCAUGCCCUUCUGGUCCGGCAUCACCAGAAUCAUCAUCUUCUUCACCAUCAUCUACCACUUGUGUGGCUAAAAGGCCUAGACUGCUGACAGAGACUAACUUUUCAGCAUGCACAUCAGAGUGAUGAGUUUUGUUAAAUUUUUGUCAAUACUCUGAAGAGAUACUUCUGUUUAUGCUGCACAUAUACUAGCUGACUCAAAUUGACAUGAAGAACUGGCCACUAGGGCAGAAAGAAGAAGGGAUACAUACAAUGAAAUAGUUGUGAGAAACACCUGUAGAAUUCUUUUGUUGUGAUAAUGCCACAGUUAACUUCUGGUUUAACUAA
Molecule: messenger RNA, 1122 nt
Organism: Ricinus communis (castor bean)
Lineage: Eukaryota; Viridiplantae; Streptophyta; Magnoliopsida; Malpighiales; Euphorbiaceae
Product: two-component response regulator ARR5
Exons: 5
Coding region: 256-921 (221 amino acids)
Biological process (GO): cytokinin-activated signaling pathway; phosphorelay signal transduction system
Source: RefSeq, a predicted model, not a curated record